UACAAAGCAUACUGCUCUCUCGUUCUAGUUUCUCUUCGUAGAAGAUUCUAAAAUCUGCAAUCAUGAGCUCUGCAGCCAUAUCAUCCAAGGGAGGCCGAGUCCGAGGCAAGUCAGUUUCCAAAGCCGUUUCUAGGUCCAGUAAAGCUGGUCUCCAGUUCCCCGUCGGCCGCAUCGCUCGUUUCCUCAAGAAAGGACGCUACGCCGAGCGCGUUGGAUCUGGCUCCCCCGUUUAUCUUUCGGCUGUUCUCGAAUAUCUCGCCGCUGAGGUUUUGGAAUUGGCUGGAAAUGCUGCGAGAGACAACAAGAAGAAUAGGAUUAUUCCAAGGCAUAUUCAAUUGGCUGUGAGGAACGACGAAGAAUUGAGCAGGCUGAUGGGAGGUGUGACUAUUGCAAAUGGCGGUGUUUUGCCUAAUAUCAAUCAGACUCUACUGCCAAAGAAGGUUGGGAAAGGAAAAGGCCAGAUCGGCUCUAUUUCUCAGGAAUUUUAGGGAAUUCUUUUUGGUUUUGUAGAUAGCAUGUACUGGAAUUUGAGGUAUGCACUUGCUAAUGUAUUUCAGAGUAAUGAAAUUUUA
Molecule: messenger RNA, 572 nt
Organism: Hibiscus syriacus
Lineage: Eukaryota; Viridiplantae; Streptophyta; Magnoliopsida; Malvales; Malvaceae
Product: histone H2AX-like
Exons: 2
Coding region: 63-488 (141 amino acids)
Cellular component (GO): nucleosome
Molecular function (GO): structural constituent of chromatin; DNA binding; protein heterodimerization activity
Source: RefSeq, a predicted model, not a curated record